Molecule: messenger RNA, 3666 nt
Organism: Glossina fuscipes
Lineage: Eukaryota; Metazoa; Arthropoda; Insecta; Diptera; Glossinidae
Exons: 7
Coding region: 212-3568 (1118 amino acids)
Cellular component (GO): nucleus
Source: RefSeq, a predicted model, not a curated record
AUGUUGGUAUUGUAUGAGUACAAUUUUAAAGCAAUGCGUCAUAUUGCAUUAUAUUGUAAUAUUAAAUUUAAAACAGUAAAUAAUUUAAGCGGUAUGGUAACUCCACGUGUUUAAGUUUACGCCUGAUUUCAAUUUACCGAUUUUCAUAUUUUUCCAAUUAUUAGUUUUUGUUGGUUUUAGGUAUUGUAUACCUUUGUUAAGUGAUGCAAUUAUGGAGGAUCACUCAUCUUACAAUUUAAUCCAAGCCGUGGACCCAGGAAAGAUAAACAUUCCCAUCAGUGAUCGUUUUGCUAAACUAACGCUGUCUUCUAUCAAAAAAAAUGCUGGUGAACUUAAACACUUACAUCAGGAAAAGAGAGAAAGCGCGAGUCGCAACCUCAUGGAACAAUUUUCGUUGGUGCAGUCAAACAACGAAAACAAUCCGUUACCAGGAAGUGGGAGCCUAACGAGAAACUCUGACAGUGAGCUAAGCUGCAUGGAACCGCUGUACUUUACAGAAAACUCCACGCAGGAACGGGAAUCGACCGAAAUCUGCUGCCCGCUUGAUCAAAAAUCUGCGGAUAUUCUGAACAAUACGCCACAAACUUAUUUUGUAAAUGAGGAUGUUAUUUAUCUUUCUUCCGAAUCCUCUUUAGCACCCACAGGAGAAAUCGAACAAUUAACAGAAGAAGAAGAAGAUGUUAUUACCGUUUCAGAUUCUUCUCACAGUAAAAGUGAUCCCAGCAAAAUGCUAAUAUCGAGUUUGACGCUGAAUCGUAGCGCAAAUAGGAAAUUUUUUUCCAGCAAUGUCGAUAAGGGAAAGGCUAAACACAUUGAAGCUUUCCUUCGCGACGUAUCAAUAGAACGAAAAAAGACAGCAAAUCAAAAAAAUGACAUAAAGGAAAACACAUUCCUUGAUGGAUUGCCAUUAAAAGUUGGAUCAAAAGAAGAAGCAAAGCAGGCGGAAGCCAAAGGAAUAGCCGCAGCUGACACAGAAUCCAUGACAAUAGAAGAUAGCUUUAAUGCUAAUCUUCCUAUCACUCAAGAAUCAAACAAAAGUGUUAAUGUGGAGCGAUCAAAGGAAAAGUCCUCUUCGAGUACAUCUAACUUAAAUCAAAUGUCUUUAAAAAUGAAAUUAAAAGAGAUGAAGAUUGGAAGCAAAAGUCAACUAAUAACAACAGCGGACACUGAGUCAAUGACACCAGAAGAAAAUUGCAACAUUCAUUUUCCCAACUUUGACAACGAACGAAAAAAGCGUAUGCAGAAUUUAGAUAGUACCGAUUCGAUAACAUCUGCUGAUUAUUCCUCCUUUGAAGUACCCUCAGAUGAAAACAAUCAGAAGCGAUCUAGUAGAUGUGCUAGGUUCAAUUUAUCUAGUGGAGACAAGGUCAUUCCGUCUGAUAAAGAAAAUAAUUUAAUUGAUUAUUCUGUAAUUGAGGAAAGUAUAAAUGUUAGUUCUUCUUCAGAAAAAGCUUACCAAUCAUGGGACGAAUCUGUCAUUAUAUCAGAAACUGAUGACGAAACGUUCAAUAAUCAUCAAUCAACCUCGCGGCCAUAUAAUAAUGAAAGAGAAAAAAAUUCUUCAAUAUUUUCCAAUAUAUGUAAAACUAAUAGUGGAAGUGAGAGAAGUGAUUCCGUUGUAAAAAUAAACGAGGUAUCAAAUAAGUUUGGCAGCAUAAAUAUUUCUGCAAGAAUUAAUAUUAAAAUUCAUAUUCCUUCCGAUUCAUCUGAUACGAGUGACGCUGAAAGUGCAUCCCGUAUUGCCACAAGUUCUUUUGAAAACGAUUUGUCCACAUCGAAUUAUGGGACUGAAAAUCGGAAAAUGAAUGUAGCAAAAAGUUUGGACAAUACCUUAAAUUCUAAAGAGGUGGAAAACGAAGUGUAUCUUCCUGAAGCAGAAAAGCUUUUAACUGAGUUAUAUGGAAACUCUUGGCAAACUCCAGAUAUUUUGCGAACACUAAAACGCAGCAGUUAUCGAAAAAGCAAUGAAACAUUACAAGGAAUAACGAUGCCACAAGUUCGCAGAAAUAUUUAUCCUGGCUUGAAUUCGACUGGCAUUAGUACGCCCAACACUUCGAGCAACACAAGAGUUGUCUCAAAGGAAAGUGGUAAGGCUGUUGAAAAAAAGAAGAAAGAAAGUCCAAUCUGGAAACAAUGUUUGACGAAUGGUAGUGAUUUAGAGUGUACAAAUGACGCUUCAGAUGACGAUGAUGCAGACGAAACUGAAACUGAUGAAGAUUUGAUAAGUUCUAAAAUGAAGAACCAUUCGAAAAUGAGCAGUAAAGUUCGAACUCAAAAUUCAACUAGGCGUGCAAAUAAACACGAUAAUAUUAUUUACUUGGAUUUAACAAAGCAUGAAGUUGAAGUUGAAGAGGGGAUCGUGCAUAGUCCACCCGUCGAUACAGAUAAAAAGUUUAUAUCAAAUUUGGAAGAAAUCUUGCGUACAUGUCGACAUAAUGAGAAACCUAAAUUGCCAUGCACUCCGCAAUCGUCAAAAACAAAACGAAAAUUAUUCACUCCUUGCCAUGACUAUGAGGACUAUGAAAGUGGGUCUGAAAAACAAACCCCGCUUAGUAAAGACAAGGCUGCUUUAAAUGACGACGGCGAUCUUUUACAUGAUCUUGGAAUUGAGCCUUUUGACAAAAGAGGGAUCUCGAAAAGGUUACCCUUAAUUAACAAGCAAUUGCAGUCGGUGAAAAGCGGCAAACCCAUUUUCGAGAUACCGUCUCAAGAGUACAAUAUACUAAAAACGUCUAAAAAUUGCAAACAGGCUUGUAAUCCUCCUGUUCUUAGCGCUCUUCAAACGAAAAGCUUAUCCCAAACAGGAAAAACUUUGGCUUUCACUCCUCCUUAUAAGUACACUUUUCUGAAAUCACUAGACGUACGUGUUAGCAAAAGCUUUUGUCAUCCAGAAGCUCUGUGCUAUCUUGAAAAUUAUCAUACGCAAAAGCAGGAACUCUCUAAGGUUUUAUACGAUUUAUUUAAUGAAAAAGUAUUUAAUAAUAAAUUAGAGGUCCAAGUGAUAUGGAAUAAAAGACUCUGUAGUACUGCUGGACGAUGCUUGAAUAAGAAAAAAGCGGGAAUAAGACUAAGUUUAAUCGAGCUAAGUGAUAAAGUAUUGACCAGCGCUGACAGACUUCGCUGCACGUUAAUACAUGAGAUGUGUCAUGCGGCUGCAUGGAUAUUUGAUGCUGCAAAAGGCCAUGGUGCCACUUGGAAACAAUGGGCUUGUCGCGCAAACUUCAUUUUCCCAGAACUACCGAAAAUUGGCGUGUGCCAUCAGUAUGAUAUCGAGUACAAAUAUACGUAUAAAUGCUGCCUAUGUGGCGCAAAAUCACACGCUCACUCCACUUCAAGAAAAGUCGAAAACAUAAGAUGUUCAUAUUGUCGCGGAGCAAUCGAGAUAUUUUUAAAUAAAAAAGAUAAAGAAGGUAAUAUAAUACCCACACCUUUGAGGGAGCCGACUGGUUUUGCUAAAUUUGUUAAAGACAAUUAUAAAACGUACAAACAAGUUGAUCGAAAACACUCAGAAAUUAUGAAAAUUUUGAGCACUGAAUUUGCCGCCCUGAAGAUAAAUCAAAAGAAUUAAGAACAGAUAAAACUUAUGCUUUUAAUAUACGUCUCUUAAAAUUAAUAAACUAUACGUUUAGAAUUACAAUGUUGUUUUAGUUGCCAAGUAUGAGAUAA